Gordionus sp. m RMFG-2023 is the source of this 1467-nucleotide messenger RNA. Its product is annotated as uroporphyrinogen decarboxylase-like. The record is from RefSeq and is a predicted model, not a curated record. Bases 11 to 1150 code for a protein of 379 amino acids. Gene Ontology annotation, biological process: heme biosynthetic process. The transcript is spliced from 9 exons. Gene Ontology annotation, molecular function: uroporphyrinogen decarboxylase activity. Lineage: Eukaryota; Metazoa; Nematomorpha; Gordioida; Chordodea; Parachordodidae. Gene Ontology annotation, cellular component: cytosol.
UUAUAUUAUCAUGCUUUCUUCUCCACCUGAUAAUAAAACAUUUGCUAAGUUAAAAAAUGAUUUGAUAUUAAGGGCUAUUAAGAUGGAGAAAGUUGAGAGAGUGCCUGUUUGGAUUAUGAGGCAAGCUGGAAGAUACUUGCCUGAAUUUAGAGAGAUUAGAGAGAAGCAUGAUUUUUUCGAAAUUUGUCAAACACCUGAAUUAGCUUGUGAAGUUACAUUGAUGCCUAUUAGAAGAUUUGCAUUAGAUGCUGCUAUAAUAUUCUCUGAUAUUUUAGUUAUUCCACAAAGUUUGGGAAUGAUUAUAGAAAUGAAAGAGGGAAAAGGCCCAGUAAUACAAAAUCCUUUAACAACUCCAACAGAUAUUAUAAAAUUAAAUUGGCCUAAAUUUAACCAAGCCAAUGUGAUAAUUGAUGUCAAUGAGGUAAAAACAGAAGGUAUGAAAAUUGAGGUGUUAAAAAAAGUUUACCAAGCAAUUACAUUAACACGUAUUAGUUUGAAUGGAAAAGUGCCACUUAUUGGGUUUUCUGGAGCACCUUGGACACUGAUGGCUUAUAUGAUAGAAGGUGGUUCAUCAUUAACAUUCUUAAAAGCAAGGUCCUGGCUAUAUAAAUAUCCUGAUGAAAGUAUAUUUCUAUUACAAAAACUCUCGGAAGUAAUUGCUCAUCAUCUGAUCCAACAAGUCAAAGCUGGUGCUCAGAUUCUUCAAAUUUUUGAGUCGCACGCAGAAUGCAUGAACAAACAAUUAUUCCAAAGAUUUAGCAUCCCUUACCUCAAAGCUAUAGCCAACGUCGUCAAGUCCUCCUUUGACAAAGAGACCACUCCUCCUUUAAUUCUAUUCGCCAAAGGAGUUCAACAUUCUUUAUCACUUUUAAAUUCUCUAGGAUACGACGUUAUAAGCUUGGAUUGGACUUUAGAUCCAGAGGAAGCCAAGAAAAUAUUAGGGCCCAAUAUAGUUCUUCAAGGCAAUUUGGAUCCCAGCGCAUUAUUUAGCUCCAAAGAAGCUCUCCAGAACCUGACCACUGACAUGAUUUCUCGAUUCGGAACUAAAGGUUACAUAGCUAACCUGGGACAUGGUAUAUAUCCAGAAACACCUAUCGAAAAUGUUUCUUACUUUAUCGAGGCAGUUCAUUCUUACCCGACUAAUCUAUAAAUUAACUAUGCUCGUCUCCUUUUUUUACAAAUAUUUUAUUUCUCUUUUUCAUUUAUUUUAUAAAGAUUUUGCACAUAUUAUUUGUAAGAUAGUUAUCGUAAAAUAUUUUAUUUCUGACAUCUGGUGUCUUAAUCCCCAUCAUUAAUCCACUUAACCCUGCAUAUAAUAUAUUCUUCAGAUAUUUUAUAAUCAUCUUUCAUUAAUUUUCUUUAGGAAUUAUUUUCCAGACUUUUUUUAUAAUAUCAAACAAAACUUCAUAAUGAUGAUGCGUUACACAUUUAUAUUAUGUAAUCAUAUUUUUUUUUUUAAAAAAUAAU